Molecule: messenger RNA, 333 nt
Organism: Phytophthora nicotianae INRA-310
Lineage: Eukaryota; Oomycota; Peronosporomycetes; Peronosporales; Peronosporaceae
Exons: 3
Coding region: 1-333 (110 amino acids)
Source: RefSeq, a predicted model, not a curated record
AUGAAGAAUAAACCAUUCGAUGGCCUCUUCGGCGAUGUUAAAGCAUAUUUUGGGAUGAUUGAAACUCAGGGAGGUGGCACGUUGCACGCACAUUUCUUGAUUUGGCUCGCUGAUGCACCACCAAACAGCGACGCGUUCAACCGAGCUGUCGGUGUGUAUGGGGACCAAUACUAUCGAGACAUCGAGGCGUUCACAGACAUCAUUGUUUCGACGUCGAUGCCACUGAAGACGGACGGAGAAGAUGCCGCGCAUGAAGAGUCGUUGUUCUGUGCCUGGGAGGUGUCGGUAUGGGUUUCCACGAGCCAGAAUUGCGCAGACAUCGUGCUCGAGUGA